AUGAACUCCUCUCAGGUUUCACUCUUCACAUUCAGCGCCUACUUAGACGUUGGGGUUUUGAGAUAUUUCUUGUUCCUGGUCGUCCUGCUGCUGUACGUCCUGAUUGUUGCUGCUAACGUGGCUGUGAUGCUGCUGAUCUGCACAAACAGGAGCUUACAUGAGCCUAUGUACAUGUUCCUGUGCAGCCUGUUUGUUAAUGAGUUGUAUGGCAGCACAGGCUUGUUCCCGUUCCUCCUGGUCCAGAUCCUCUCAGACCUCCACACGGUUCCUGCUCCGCUCUGUUUCCUGCAGGUUUUUGUGGUUUAUUCUUACGGUUGUGUGGAGUUUGCAAACUUAGCCGUCAUGUCGUAUGACCGGUACCUGGCUAUCUGCUGCCCUCUGCAGUAUCAUUCACGCAUGACCACAUCCAAGGUCGCUGUGCUCGUUGCUCUGAGCUGGUUGUCCCCAUUUCUUUCCAUCUCUGUUUUGAUUUCUUUAAUCGUUCCUCUGCAGCUUUGUGGAAACAUCAUCAACAAAGUCUACUGUGACAACUACUCCAUCGUUAAACUCUCCUGCUACGACACAACAGUCAAUAACAUCUAUGGACUCGUUGCCACGUCUCUUACCAUCUUAUGCCCCGUGUCUCUUAUUUUUUACACCUACAUGAAGAUCCUUAGAAUCUGUUUCUCUGGCUCUAAGCAGACGAGGCAAAAAGCCGUCAGCACCUGCACACCUCACCUGGCCUCGCUGCUCAACUUCUCCUUCGGCUGCUUCUUUGAAAUAUUACAGAGCAGAUUUAACAUGAACAAUGUCCCCAACAUGCUGAGAAUAUUCUUGUCUUUAUAUUUCCUGACAUGUCAGCCGCUCUUCAAUCCGCUAAUGUACGGACUGAACAUGUCAAAAAUCAGCAUCAUAUGUAAAAACCUGAUACUGAAUUUCCUGCAGUUUUCAUGAAGAUUCACUUGUAUGUUUGAUGAAUCAAAGUGUGGACAGAUGUUAAUGAGCAAAGACACGUUCACCCAUUCAGACCAGGAUGAACCCGUUAACGCCACCAUUCAUGUGUUCAUCUGCUUUAAACACUGA
Molecule: messenger RNA, 1062 nt
Organism: Mugil cephalus (flathead mullet)
Lineage: Eukaryota; Metazoa; Chordata; Actinopteri; Mugiliformes; Mugilidae
Product: olfactory receptor 49-like
Exons: 3
Biological process (GO): G protein-coupled receptor signaling pathway
Cellular component (GO): membrane
Molecular function (GO): G protein-coupled receptor activity; olfactory receptor activity
Source: RefSeq, a predicted model, not a curated record